Messenger RNA from Megalops cyprinoides (Indo-Pacific tarpon), 2295 nucleotides. RefSeq names its product signal peptide peptidase-like 2A. NCBI's taxonomy places the organism in Eukaryota, Metazoa, Chordata, Actinopteri, Elopiformes, Megalopidae. Gene Ontology annotation, cellular component: Golgi-associated vesicle membrane; lumenal side of endoplasmic reticulum membrane; cytoplasmic side of endoplasmic reticulum membrane. Bases 213 to 1916 code for a protein of 567 amino acids. The transcript has 15 exons. The record is from RefSeq and is a predicted model, not a curated record. Gene Ontology annotation, biological process: membrane protein proteolysis. Gene Ontology annotation, molecular function: aspartic endopeptidase activity, intramembrane cleaving.
CAAAUGAAGAAUUGCUGAGUCUUAGAGCUAACGGAAGAGGAAAUGAAAAUGGUAAAGCUAGCUUACUAGCUAACAACCGCUAGCUGGAAACCUCUGGAGCCGAGUGGGACGAAAUUGAAACUAGCUAACUAGCAGGCUGGCUGGCUAGCGAGCUAGUCAACGUGUCGCUUUGAAUUUGAAUAAACCACGUCUUGCUCGCUAAUAAUUCAGUCAUGGCCAGGAUAUUGGCAGCUGUAUUAUUAUGUUCAGUUUAUAUGUCUCAGGUGAAGUCUCAAGAAGCUAUCUUGCAUCUGUCGGAUGGAACAUCAGACAAGGAAUAUUGUGUUGCUUACAAUUCUUUAUGGACAAAUCUUUCAGAGUCUCUCGGGGGUGCCAAUGAGUAUGUGUUGGUGAACUUGAUGUCCAGCGUCCUCUGUAACAGCUCAGGCCUGAGCCCUGGCACUUUGAAUGGGAAAGCAGUUGUGGUGAUGAGAGGGGAGUGUGAAUUCAUCCAGAAGGCCAUCAUCGCCCAGGAACUAGGAGCUGCUGCUAUUCUCAUCGCCAGUGAAAAACCUGUGGUGAUUCCUUCAGCGAAUCAGUCAGAUUACCUGAAAGUCAAGAUACCCCUGGUACUGAUGAGAUAUGAAGACAUUCUGGAUGCACAAGAGACCUUUCCAGGGGGUAUGACAGUGAGGCUGUACGCUCCUGCAGUGCCCCUCUUUGACGUCAGCAUCCUUGUCAUGUUGGCCAUAGCUGUCUUCACUGUGGCUGCGGGAGGCUACUGGAGCGGCGCUUCUGAGAGGGAGAAACUGAGCACCACCCUUGCAACGGGUGGAGGAGGUGGUGGCGGGAGAGCUGACAGUGGUGACUUGGCAGUGUACUCUCCUGUCAAAGUCAUUGUUUUUGUGGCAUUUAUGUGUGUCAUGCUGGUUCUCAUGUACUUCUUCUACAAGUGGCUGGUAUAUGUCAUCAUUGCCGUGUUCUGCCUUGCCUCUGCCGUGGCUUUGCACACCUGCUUAGACAUCUUGUUGGAGAAGAUUGGAUUUGGAAACGGCAGCUUCUCCUGCCAGGGUAACACUUUCUCUGUAAGGUCGCUGUUGCUGGCUGCUGUCUGCAUUACUGUGGCAGUGCUGUGGGGUGUGUACAGGAACGAGGACAGAUGGGUCUGGAUUUUGCAAGACCUGCUGGGAAUUGCAUUCUGUAUAAAUUUCAUGAAGAGCAUAACUGUGUCAAACUACAAGAUCUGUGUCAUCCUCCUGGGCCUCCUGCUCCUGUACGAUGUCUUCUUUGUCUUUAUCACCCCCUUCCUCACCCCGAAUGGCGAGAGCAUCAUGGUUCAAGUUGCACUUGGUUCAGAUUCCACAGGGGAAAAGCUGCCUGUGGUCAUGAGGGUUCCCAGGUUUUCAGUGUCCACUCUGAACCCCUGCGGGGUGCAGUUUUCCAUCUUGGGAUAUGGAGACUUGAUCGUCCCAGGCUUGCUGGUGUCCUACUGCCACAGAUUUGAUGUGUGGACCAACAGCCCCAGGAAGAUCUACUACAUAUGCUGCACCAUUGCAUACCUCAUGGGCAUGAUCGUCACCUUUGCUGUCAUGAUCCUGUCCAGGAUGGGCCAGCCUGCCCUUCUCUACCUGGUACCCUUCACCCUCCUCACCAGUGCCAUUGUGGCGUACUGGAGAGGGGAGAUGAGGUCAUUCUGGUCUGGGACCAGGACCGGGUAUCAGCAGGUGUUGGAUUCAUCAAGGGAGCCGUUGUUGCAAGGUGUGCUUUGCCCCCCACCCCGUGUAACAGAAGUAGCUAUAUCUCUCCCCUCUCCAUCCCCAUCCCCAUCCUCCAUAUUUCUUAUAGUUCUCAUACUUCACACUUUCCCAAUUGAUUUGCAAACCUUUCAGCAUCUUUCUUGUGUAACGAUACCAGCAUUUCCCAAAAACAAAUCAUGAAUGAAACAGAACUGAAAACAUUUGGCACAUUCUGAAAACAAGUCCUAAAAUGUUCCAAGUGGCAGUCAUAUCAGUUGGCCAACAUGUACCACUAGGUGGCAGUUUUGUCCCUAAAGGUUUAUUUUUCCCCCACUGUCACCUCUUAGUCAUUUUGAACAGUGAAUUGCAGUGUUUAAUGGGUGAGAUUGAGGAGCAUAAAGAUGGAGAUGUGUAGUGCUGAGUCUUUUCAAACGCAAUGAAAGAUGACUCCACAGUAUCAGACAUACUGUGAAAGGAAAGGAAAAGAGUGAAAAAAGUUCAUCCUUCACCUUUUGUUUGACACCCAUCUGACAAAAUACUUUUUUUUUCCAACUGACAAAGUCCAGCAUGUUGUCAUAAA